Molecule: messenger RNA, 1834 nt
Organism: Pseudogymnoascus destructans
Lineage: Eukaryota; Fungi; Ascomycota; Leotiomycetes; Thelebolales; Thelebolaceae
Exons: 2
Coding region: 1226-1624 (132 amino acids)
Source: RefSeq, a predicted model, not a curated record
UGUCCGACUACCCCAUAUGUCCGACUACCACAUAUGUCCGACUACCCCAUAUGUCCGACUACCCCAUACGUUACGUUAUUACUAUUCUAACUCUCAUUAUCUGCAUCAUCGCCGCUGUCUUCGUCGUCGCCUUGUGAUAACCAUUUCCCAGCUAGACCCGAAUUCGACAUAAAGUACUAGGCAAAGUACACAUGCCGAGCUGAUUGCUCCAAUGGAAGUUUUCCAGCGGAAGUACACCAGGGACUUCUUGUGCGCUGUCCACCACUGAAAAAAUGUGUUGACGAAGUAAAGUACAAGAGCAAAAAUUGCAAAUGUGUAGGCGGCUAUGGGACGAUCUUGCCCCUGAAGCAUGGCGGUGAAUGACGCGUUUAAAAUUGGGGUGAGUAGGCAGACAUGCUUUUGUUGCCUUAGCUCUGCUGUUAUAUGUGAGAAUGCAGUCUUCAAUAGUUCGCCACUUCUCGCUUCCCUCUCCACACCACUCCCUUCCACUUCACUCCGCUCCACUCACUUCACUUCACUUCACUUCACUUCACUCCUUUACUUCACUUCACAUGUGACUCAUGACCUGAAUGUCAGAUAGGGGGGUGAUUAACGGCAGUUAUCUUCAUUCCUCUCGAUUGACCGAGAUCCGGUCUGGAUUUUCCACCGUGGCGUCAAAGUCCGAGCUCUGAGCUCAUCGGGGUAAGGUAUUUUUAUACUCUCGAGGUUACUCAAACUGGAGCCCUUUCCUCUCACCAACCACACGAAGCUGCUGCCUAUUGGCACGCGAUGGAAAACUUUCGUGUGGAUGGGGCUCGGCUGCACCAAUGUUGUGAGACAUGAGAACGCUUAAGCAACCCGCAGUACAUCCUCUGAGCAAUAACGAACAGGGCUGAUGCUCCAUUCUUGCUAAGCAGGAAUGACAUAUGUAUAGGGUCAGACUGUCCCCCUUUUCGGCCAUCAGCCCUCAAGAUCCCCAUCUUCUCCCGCCACUACAUACGAAACUAAGCAAGCCACAAAACACCAGCCUUAUCUCGGACCAUCUCCUUCCAAAGCAAACGAUCCCCCACAAUGGCUACAGCCGACGUUAUGAUGGCAGUGCACAUCCCUGGCCUUCACCGGCCCUUGACCAAGGAUGACUUGAAGGAGUCCACCACCAUGUAAGCCCAGCUGUCUUACUGCUAGGCCCACGAGUCCAUGCUGACCCAUUGAAAGGUACAAUGGUCUUUUGCACAUCCAGCCCGAGAUGCAUGUCGACGCAGAUCAUGUUAAGGAACUGGUGGAGAUCAUUACUCGCCAUGGCCAGCUUGGGAAGUUCGGCUUCCAUCUGCUCCAUCGACAUGACCCCAUCGCGAGUGAUACUAUUAGGCUCGAGUCGGACCUAAGGGUCGUGCCAGGCAAAUGGAACAAGGCUACUUCGACUGAAUCCCUUGAUCUCAGCAAUAUCCAUCCACUCGUCAUCAAAUUUGUCCCCGAUCAAAAUCGGUUUGUUCCCUUCGAAUUCGGCGAGGGACCAUCGCCCGUCUCCUCGAGUGAUGUGGACGAUAAGUUCGGUUUAGAUCACGUGACCUUUAACUUUUGCGUGGUCGACUGGUUUAAUCAAGAGCAAUUUAGCAACUGUUACUGUCACACUUUUAGCGUGUAAUAGGAACAUAUUUGGUGUAACCGACAGAGUUGGGUAACCGACAUAGUAGGGGUGGCCACCCCAUUAUCAAAGAGAGACAGAUAACCUACGCUCAAUUAUCUAGAAAUGCGGAGAACAGAGCAAGGGCAAGAGAGCAGUUUUGAAGGGUCAAUUCCAUAUCUCUACUGAGAAGCUGCGGUCGCAAGUAGCAGAAGCAGAAGUACUCUAGCA